Messenger RNA from Pecten maximus, 3927 nucleotides. RefSeq names its product AFG3-like protein 2. Gene Ontology annotation, biological process: protein-containing complex assembly; mitochondrial protein processing. Gene Ontology annotation, molecular function: metalloendopeptidase activity; ATP-dependent peptidase activity; ATP binding. The record is from RefSeq and is a predicted model, not a curated record. The transcript has 18 exons. Gene Ontology annotation, cellular component: m-AAA complex; membrane. Bases 97 to 2484 code for a protein of 795 amino acids. NCBI's taxonomy places the organism in Eukaryota, Metazoa, Mollusca, Bivalvia, Pectinida, Pectinidae.
UUCCGGCGUUUUCAUAACAGGCGCCCUUGUCGGUGUUUUGCUGAUGUAACUCACUAAAACAUUUGUUCAUUGGUGGUGCAUGCUCGAUACUUCAGGAUGUCCCACCGAUAUAUGGCUGUCGGCCGUAGAGGCCAUGCUCUUCUUCGAAAAGUGCUGUCUGUGCGCACUCCUAAUAAAGAGAUACAAAGAGAAAUAACACUCCUAUCCAAGGCUUUGCAGUCCAGAGAAAUGGAUUCUCUGAUUCGAAACUUCAGCUGUACAGUUCUUCGAGCAUCUGCCAAUCCUCCAAAAGGAUUUGAGAAAUUUGAUGAGAUACUUAAUAAGAAAACAAAAAAGACAGCUGAUCUGAAGAAGGAAGCCGGGGAGCCAUCGAAGCAGGAAGUGGAUGAUCCACCCAAGAACAAAGAUAAGCCGAGGGAGGAAGGAAACGAAACUUCUUCUGAAAACCCAUGGGAAGAAAUCAGAACAGCGUUUAAAAAAGCUACUGAUGAAUUUGAAAAGCAGUCAGGAAGUCAGAAAGAUCCAAACUCUUCUGCGUUUGUAAUCGCAAUUGGUGUCAUCGUAUCAAUCAUCAUAUUAAGUAGUUUACUGUCACAGCAAAACAAAGAAAUCUCUUACAAGGAGUUUGUCAACAAUUACCUCAGCAAAGGAAUGGUGGAAAGUCUAACUGUGGUAAACAAAGAAGUGGUGGAAGUCAACUUUAAGCCUGGAGUGCCCCAAUCAAGGAAUACAGAGUUCAGAAUAGGAAGUGUUGAUGCCUUUGAGAGGGCCUUGCAGACAACCCAGGAGGAGCUAGGAAUGGAUAAAGCACACUUUGUGGAUGUUUCUUAUAAAGAAAAACAGGAAAUAGGAAUAGGCAGCAUUUUAUUUGGUGCCUACAUGCUCCUGUUUCUUGGUGGAAGUUUAUACAUGAUGCGAAGAGGUGGAAUGAUGGGCAAAGGAGGCACCGGGGGACCAUUCGGGUUUGGAAAAUCCACCGCCAAGGUCUUCAAGCCAAAUUCAGACAUUGUAGUCAGAUUCAGUGAUGUAGCAGGUUGUGAAGAGGCCAAACUAGAAAUCAUGGAAUUUGUAAACUUCCUGAAGAACAAAGAUCAAUAUCUUAAACUUGGUGCCAAAAUCCCGAAGGGAGCCAUGCUGACUGGACCUCCAGGAACAGGGAAAACUCUCCUGGCCAAAGCAACUGCUGGGGAGGCCAAUGUCCCCUUCAUCUCCGUGUCCGGAUCAGAGUUCCUGGAGAUGUUCGUUGGAGUUGGUCCUGCUCGGGUGAGAGACAUGUUCAAAGAAGCCAGGAAAAAUGCCCCCUGCAUAUUAUUUAUAGAUGAAAUUGAUGCAGUGGGACGAAAGCGUGGAAGGUCAAAUUUCGGGGGCAACAGUGAACAGGAAAAUACCCUCAACCAAUUUCUUGUGGAACUUGAUGGUUUCAGUUCACAGACAGGAGUAGUGGUUUUGGCUGCUACUAAUAGAAUCGACGUUCUAGAUCCUGCUUUAUUAAGAGCGGGUAGAUUUGACAGACAGAUCUACAUACCAUUACCAGACAUCAAGGGCAGGGCCAAUAUAUUUAAGGUCCAUCUUGGAAGUAUAAAAACAGACCUUGCUAAGGAGGAAAUAUCCAAAAAGUUGGCAGCACUUACUCCUGGGUUUUCUGGUGCUGACAUCGCCAAUGUGUGUAACGAAUCGGCACUCAUUGCUGCUCGGGACCUGAAUGAGUCUGUCAUGGCGACCCACUUUGAACAAGCCAUAGAACGAGUGGUGGGAGGUUUGGAAAAGAAAACACAAGUUCUACAGCCAGAAGAGAAGAAGACAGUAGCAUACCAUGAGGCAGGCCAUGCUAUAGCUGGGUGGUUCCUGGAGCACGGCGAUCCCCUUCUGAAGGUGUCUAUUAUACCCCGUGGUAAGGGCCUAGGUUAUGCCAUGUACUUACCCCAGGAACACUAUCUAAUGACACAGGAACAGAUGAUUGACAGAAUGUGUACAUUACUUGGAGGAAGAGUUUCGGAAAAAAUUUUCUUUGAUAAGAUUACAUCAGGUGCCCAAGAUGAUCUACAAAAAGUGACCAAAUUGGCUUAUUCUCAGGUGACAUUGUUGGGUAUGAGUGAGAAGGUUGGACAGAUAGCAUUUGACCACGAGCAGCAAUCAUUCCAGAAACCCUACAGCGAAAAAACAGCAAUGAUCAUUGAUGAGGAAGUCCGAGACCUUGUUGCCAGAUGUUAUGAACGAACCAUGAACCUACUGACUGAGAAGAAAGAUCUUAUAGACAAAGUUGCCAAAUUGUUGCUAGAAAAGGAAAAAAUAGACAAGGCAGACAUGGAAUCUAUCUUGGGGAAGAGACCAUUUGCCGAAAAAUCUACAUAUGAGGAAUUUGUAGAAGGUACUGGCUCAAUGGAAGAGGAUACUGUACUACCAAAAGGACUAGAGAGCUGGAACAAAACUCGCCAAACGACAGAAUCUACAGAUAAACCCCUACCAGAUGCUGCGGUAUCCUAACGUAAACAUGAGAAAGGCUAAAGAAAAUGUGGGGAACGAUAUAUUUAUCAGUUUAAUUAUUCGUUGACAAAACCUUCAUUUAAUGGAGACAAGACCGAUCAGCAAUAUAUUCAACAAAUUGUUAUUUUACUAGUCUGUGAAUCACUAUUGUUAUCUAUCUGUUGUAUCUAGUUUGGAAAUAUGCUUUACAUUGUGCUUAAAAGACGAAAAAUGAAGCCUUUAUUAAUUACACUGAUUCUGACGUAUAAAAGGUUUAAUCAUGGUAAAUUACACUGAUAUUGACGUAUAUCAGGUUUAAUCAUGGUAAGUUACACUGAUAUUGACGUAUAUCAGGUUUAAUCAUGGUAAGUUACACUGAUAUUGACGUAUAUCAGGUUUAAUCAUGUUACACUGAUAUUGACGUAUAUCAGGUUUAAUCAUGGUAACUUAUGUAUAUAAUUAAUGUUGGUGUUUGUAUUCUCACUGUUUGGUCCGUUAGGUUGGUCCGUUAGGUUGUGUCUUCCUACAGCUAGCUGUUAUAUACAAUUCCAAAGGAACUGGACACUGACAUCACAAGCAGUUGUGCAAAUAUAGGAAUUUUUUUUUUUUUUUUAAACAUGUGGAUAAUUUUUUAUUAGAGACAAUACCCUAGUACAACAUUAAAUGUAAAGUACUGUACCUACGACGACAGACAAUUCAAUCGUACAACACUACAUUAUAGUACUGUAGGUAUGUACAUUGUACCAACGACAGACAAUUCAAUCGUACAACACUACAUUAUAGUACUGUAGGUAUGUACCAACGACAGACAAUUCAAUCGUACAACACUACAUUAUAGUACUGUACCUACGACGACAGACAAUUCAAUCGUACAACACUACAUUACAGUACUGUAGGUAUGUACAUUGUACCAACGACAGACAAUUCAAUCGUACAACACUACAUUACAUUGUACCAACGACAGACAAUUCAAUAGUACAACACUACAUUAUAGUACUGUACCUACGACGACAGACAAUUCAAUAGUACAACACUACAUUAUAGUACUGUACCUACGACGACAGACAAUUCAAUAGUACAACACUACAUUAUAGUACUGUACCUACGACGACAGACAAUUCAAUAGUACAACACUACAUUAUAGUACUGUAGGUACGUACCAACCACAGACAUCUAUAUGUACAGUACUUUACUAUAGUACUAUACCGUACUACAUGUUCAGAAUUGUAUGUACUACGGACAGUUCCCCAGAUUGAUAAUGUAUUGAUGAUGUAUACCAGCUGUUGAUGGACAUAAGAACUGUGAUAAGGGAAACUCCUCCAGCACCGAGAAAACAGAAGUGAGCCUUAAAGUGUUGCCUACCUUUGAGGUGAAAUAGAUCAGUAUUUUGUCAUGUGUGGUUUGCUCAUUUAUUGUAAUUAAUAAAUGAAAUAAAUUAUAUAAUAAAUUGUUUUGUUCUGUAAA